AUGCCUGCAGGCGUCUACUGCGAGGCCGCAGAAAAGUGCUUGCGUCGAAAGACGCGCACCGUCUACGUGGGGGAAGUGCCGGUGGGCUCCGAGCACCCCAUUGCCACCCAGACCAUGACAACAACGCUCACCAGUGACGUCGAUGCUACCGUUGCACAGGUCAAGAAGUGUGCUGAUAUGGGCAUCGAUAUUGUUCGAGUCACCGUGCAGGGCAUGAAGGAAGCAAAAGCCUGCGAGCACAUCAAGAACAAGCUGCUGGAGGAUGGCUACAAGACUCCGAUUGUGGCAGACAUCCAUUUCACGCCGAAGGUUGCAUUGGUAUGUGCAGAUUUUGUGGACAAGGUCCGGGUCAACCCUGGGAAUUUCACGGAAGGCCGUAAAUCCUUCGACACCAUUGAUGAGCUGUCAGAGGAGGACGUGAAUGAAGCCAGGGAGGCCAUUGAAGAAGCGCUGACGCCUUUGGUCUUGAAGCUGAAGGAGCAGAACAAGUCCAUGCGGAUCGGUGUGAACCACGGCUCCCUCUCGGAGCGAAUCCUCUUUCAGUACGGAGAUUCGCCUGAAGGCAUGGUGGCCUCCGCCAUUGAGUUCGGAGAGGUGUGCCGGAAGAACGACUUCCACAACUUCAUUUUUAGCAUGAAGUCCUCCAACCCACAGGUGAUGGUGAACGCGUACCGGCAGCUUGCCCGGGAGAUGUACAAGCUGGGCUGGGACUACCCCUUGCACCUGGGGGUCACAGAAGCGGGCGGCGGUGCUGAUGGCCGCAUCAAGUCGGCGGUGGGCAUCGGGGCUCUGCUGCAAGACGGUCUGGGUGACACCAUCCGGGUGAGCCUCACAGAGGACCCCGAGUUUGAGGCGAAGCCGUGCAUCGCCCUGCGAGGUGUCGCAGAGAGGUCUUUGGGCCAGGGAGUGGAGCCCUUCGAAGAGCACACGAAGCGGCGCGAGGGCGUCUUCUCACGGCGGGAUUGCGACUUUCCUCUCGACAUCCCUCUGAACGUGGAUGGCUCCGUUCUGACGUCAAUGACCGUCAAGGAGCUUGCAGGCCUCGACACCGCUGCUCUUUGCGACCGCCUGGGCCUUCGUCUUCGAGCUGAUGGCGACGUGCAGAAGGACUGGAAGAGCGUGGAUGUGGUGGUCCUGGAUGGCAUGGUCACACCCAACGUUGGUGUGAAGCUGAAGACUCUCCUGGAUGUGCCUACAGGUGUGCUUUGCAAGGCCGGCCCGAACGUCCCCGAGGGUGCCACAGUCAUGAUGAGUGCUGAGGAUGCGGCCGGAGGCCGGCGGAUGAUGCCUGAGCGCCUGGGCGGCUACGCGCUGCUUUUCACCGGCAAAGAGUCUCAGGAGACCAUGAAGGCUGCACUGGAGAAGUCCUCGCCCAGAAUGCUGUUGCUGAAGCCGGCCAUCAGGGACGGCAGGACUUUCCUUGCCAGGAGAUUUUUCGUCAAUGUCAUGCAGUGCAAGUCGCGUGUUCCAGCGAUGCUGUGGUUUGACUACGCCAAGGAGGACGGGAAGGACCAGGAUGAUAUUGUUGUCGAAGCCGCUGCAGACUUCGGCAGCCUUUUUGUGGAUGGUAUGGGCGAAGGCCUCCUGUGGGAUGCGGAGGAGCUCUCCGCAGAUGAGCUGCGGGAGUCUUCCUUCAACUUGCUCCAGGCUUCUCGCAUGCGCAUCUCCAAGACUGAGUUCAUCAGCUGCCCCUCCUGCGGCCGGACGCUCUUUGACUUGCAGUCCACGACGGCCAAGAUCCAGGAGCGAACGGGCCAUUUGCCAGGUGUUCGAGUCGCCAUCAUGGGCUGCAUCGUGAAUGGGCCAGGUGAGAUGGCAGACGCUGAUUUUGGAUAUGUUGGUAGCGGCAUUGGCAAGGUGGAUCUUUACGUCAAGUACGACUGCGUGAAGAAGGCCAUCCCCUCUGAGAAUGCCGUGGAGGCUUUGGUGGACCUCAUCAAGGAGCACGGGCGUUGGACUGACCCGGCGGACCUGGAGGAUGUAGAGGCGGAGGCAAGUUGCCUGGGCGCAGGUGUCAAGAGGUCGGAGCAGUGGCAGUGCUGUGAUCUUGACUCGGCCUCCAUGCUGGGCAAAGUUGAUGCCAUAGACUGCGAAAUGGCCACAGAGGAGAUUCUUCGCCAAGAGACGCUGGGCGUUCUCAAGAAGAAGAGUAUUCAGAAUCGAUUCUUUGUUCUAUACAAGGAUCGCCUGGAUUAUCACACCUCGGAAGAGGAGCUGAAGCCGGACCAGCCGCGAGGCCGUUUGUCCCUCAACGAGGUGGAACGCCUGGAGGCUCAGGAGGAUGGCUUCACUCUGAUGCUGUUGGGAGGUCAAAGCCUGACAUUGAAGAUGUCGGAGGGGUCCUUGCAGCAGUGGCUGUCGACGCUCCGGCCCUUGCUGAAGGCAAGUGCCGCGGGGGAGGCAGCCACGGCGAAGAUUGUGCACUUCGGUUACUUGACCGUUGAGCGCAAGGGCAAGGCAAUCUCCCCCUUCUUUGUCUUGCGACCAGACAGCUUGGAUCGGCACGAGUCGCAGGCUGACUUCGAAAAGGGCCAGGCUCCAAGAGGCCAGCAGUUGCUCUCCGAGAUUGAGCGCUUUGUGGUGAAAGAUUUGCGCUUCGUCGUCGAAGUGAGGAAUCAAAGCAAGCCAUUUGAGCUCCGCCUGGACGAAGACAAGGCGCUGGACUUCAAGGAGUGGACCAAGGCCUUCCACAAGGUCCUCUUUCCGAGCCUGGGCGACAACUUUGUGGUGGCGGCAGGCCCGCCUUUGGCCCCGUCCCUGCCAUCAGACGCGGGCCAUACCAGCGCUAGUGCCAGUAGCAAAACCACACCGCGGGAAGCACCCCCCCUUCUUUGUGAGGGCUAUUUGAUGAUUCAGAAGAAAGACAGAGAAGAAAGCAGGUACUGCGUUUUGCGCUCGAACAGCUUCGAGUACUUCAUCAAUGAGAAAGAGUACCGCGCAGGCGCUGCAGCCCGAUGCCGCGCCCUCAUGGAGGACAUCACUGCCUUUGAGGUGGAAAAUGAUGUCAUGGUGGUAAAGCUUGGCGACAAGAGCCUGCAGAUGAGGGCAACAAGUGAGGAGGAGCUAAGCAGGUGGCGCACCGCGUGGGAGACGGACCCAGAGGAUGCUCAGGCGACCGUGUCGACGCCUGCUCGCCCAGAAGAGAAGGUGUCUGAGCAGCUGUGCUGCGGCAGGUUUUACUUCCGGCAAGGCGACGUGGAGGCCUACCAAGCCGCCUCGCAGGAAUGGUUGCCAGCAGUAAGCACCGGCUCCAAAGAGGAACGCCAACUGAUCUGGCUGGAAGACGGUAGCUUCCAGGAGUUGCCCGCAGAGCAUGUGCGCCAGAGCCAAAUCAAGGCCCAGCUUGUGACCCUAGUGCUGCGACAGGAUUCCUUGGAGAUCUUUGAGGCCGGCAGUUCGGAUCCAUCCGCCGAUGCGACUGGCACUCCCAUCAAGCGGCUCCUCGUUGACGAGAUUGAGGACUUAGAGGUCGAAGAGGAGAACAACAGAUUCGUGAUCUUCCUGCCCAAGCAUUGGAAGUUUGAGCUUUCAUCACCGAUUGGUAAAUCCUUGGACGAGUGGUACACGGAGCUCACCAAAGUGUUCGAGGAGAUAGACUCGCAGGUCUCACGAGCAUCCAUUCGGGAGGCCAAGGACAUUGAAGAGGAACCCGACGCAGAGGUGGCGAGCCUUGCCAGGGAUUUGAUGCAGGCGGUGAAGACGGUCAAUGCCAUGCUGAAGACACAGCGAGUGGUGAAAGAAAAGGAGGUCAACAAUGUGCCGGAUCUGUUCAAGGCACUGGAUCAGGCCGAUGCCGGCGAGAUUCCUCCUGCAGACUUCGCAGAGGCCUUGAAAGGCUUGAACAUCGGCCUUAGCCAAGAUCAGCUGGACGAGAUGGUGCUGGCCAUGGACAUGGGCAAUGCAGGAGGGAUCACUUUGCCAGAGCUAGAGCAGGUCCUGCAGAUGGACGAGAAGGCCUCCGUGCUUGUAGCGAAGAAAGUGCGGGAGAAAAAGGCGGAGAAGCCAGAGGUUCAGGUUCAGGAGAAGGAGCUUCGAUCCAUCAGCUCGGUGCGCUUUUCAGACAUCGAUAUGAACCACGAUGGUGUCAUCAGCAAAGAGGAGUUCGAGAAGUUCCAGUCGGAUCUUCUCGCCAAGGCAGAGCCAGUGGCGCGGCCGCUCCCCGGGGAGAUGGAGGACGACAUCCUGCAGCAGCCAAGUUCCCCCAGCAGGCCAGCUCGGAAUCGAGCGAUUUUCUCUGGAGCGGUCGACGUGGAUGGAGAGAAGAGGCACGGCGUGCUCUAUCCGGACCGACUGGCAUUCUUCGAGAAUGCAGAGGAUAUCGUAUAUGCAGAUCCGGUGAGGACUGUGAGCUUGCGAGAUAUGCAGAGCGUCAAGGUCACUGCCGGAACCUUCGACAUUCAGGCGGGGACCAGCUUAGUGCGUGUGCGGAUACGUCAAGACUUUGAGAAAUGGCAGUCAAGCCUUGAAGAGGUUGUAGCGCCCACCUUCGAAAAGAAGGGCAAUCGCAAGAUGGUGGAGUGGGUGAAUUUGCGGCCGCCCAUCGACUCGCCUGUGCAGCUGCCCAAGCCAGGUGUGACCAAGCCCAUGCACCAUGGUCCUCUGAAGGUGGCACGCGAUGACGGCUCUGAGCAGGUUCGCUACUUCCUGGUGUACAGCGACCGCUUCGAGUACUUUGCAGAUGCUGCGAGUGCUCAACGGGGUGACGAAGGAGACGUCGUCCAUGCCAUGGAUGUCAAAGCUGUCCGAGUAGUUGAGGAUGCCUUCAUCUUUGAGCUCCGCGAUGCCAGCCUGGAAGUUCGAGUGCCCGUCGGGGAGGACAUGGAGAUUUGGGUCGUGGCCUUCCAGCUUCUCUUCCACCCCCAGAACGAGGCCAGCCAAACGCCCAACAACGUGGACGACGUCACGCGGAACAUCUUGAACAGGCGCAGCCCCUUCCACAAGGAUGUGCGCUUGGAGAAAAGCAAGUUCGACAACACAGAGAUCGCUGGUGAGGUGCAAGAUGAACAUAUCCAGCACUGGAUUCAGACCCUGCCGGAGAAGGUGGUGCACUGGGGCUUGUUGGGCUUCCAACACCAGCAGCGCCUUGUGGUGCGGCUCAGCAUCCUCUUCAAGGACCGCCUCGACAGCUGGAGCAGUGCCCAGAAGGCGAGCUUUGGAUUCAAGGAGGACAGCCGCAUUCUGAUGUCCAGCAUUCGCGGUGUGGAGACGGUGAGUGGAGGCUUGAUUCUCAACCUCGGAGGCAAGAAAGUUGGCAUUCACGUCGGCGACAACGAACAUCUUCACCAUUGGUCGAGCGCCCUGCUGAGCAUCCUUGCGCCCAACAAGGCCGAGCACCAGUCCCGGGACAUCUCUAGCCCGGAGAAUCGGCGAGCCAGGUCGGAGACGCCGCGUGCGACGCCUCGAAAGGGUCGUGACUGGGUUCCAGAGGUGGCCUUUAAGAGCACGAAGUCCAUCCAGGCAGGAGGACAAAUUCGUUCAGCCAAGAUGAGCCAGCCACGGGUCACCAUCGUGGGCCGCGGCGCGGUGGACUUGGGCCACCUGCAGAAGGAGCAGGACUUGAAGCGCUUCUGCAUUAACACGCACAAGGGCGCUUCGGAAGCCCUGGAAGUACUUCAUGGGAAGCAGGGCAAGUUCUUGGCCAUGUCCUAUCACCCUGGCGCUCGGAGGCACGUGCAAUCUGACAUCUCGGAGAAGCCCUACACACGCAGCCUUGCUCUCGCAUUGGUCCGAGCUGCUUGCAGCCAGCGCCGAAUUGAUCGGCCUGCAUGGCUGCAAGCUGCACGUCAGCUGGGCCGUACUUUAGGCGCGUAGUGCCAAUGC
Messenger RNA from Effrenium voratum, 5820 nucleotides. NCBI's taxonomy places the organism in Eukaryota, Dinophyceae, Suessiales, Symbiodiniaceae. The record is from the annotation of a GenBank genome assembly.